AAAUAAAGUUAACAUUUUAAUACAAGAUGGACACAGCAACAACAACAGCGGAAAAGAGGAGCUUUAAAGUAACCAAUAGUAACCAAUUCCAAGUGCUGAUAAGUUUGAUGGAAUCAAAUGAAAAAUUGGCAAAAUGCUUGCCGGCCAGUGGUGCUAGAGAAAGACUUUUACUGGAAGAGGCCUGGAAUAAUGUGGCACGUGAAGUUAAUUCUUUUGGACCACCUGAGAGAACAGGAUUCGAAUGGAAAAAGAUCUGGGCUGAUUUUAAAUCGCGCACCAAAAGAAAAGUCUACGAAAACAAAAAACAUUCAAAUGGCGAGAAAGGCUUCUCUCGCAUACCUUUAACAGACCUAGAGCAAACUGUAGAUAGAAUAUUGCAAUUUUCAGCAAUGCCUUUACCGGAUGAAUUGCCAGUUGAGGAAUUUGAUGUGGUCUUUGAUGAUUUAAUUAAUUCCUAUGAAGUUAAAAUGGAAACAGAGGCUACCGCUUCAACUUCCCAACAACCGCAAACAAAAACAAGUGCAAAGAAAUCAAAAACAACGAAAAAAUCGAAAGCAACUCCUCAACCUCCAGUAUUGGGUAAAAGAAAAUUCGAUAAAAUGGAAUUACAAUUUAGAUUAUUACAGCAACAGGUACAAACCCAAGAUAAAAUAUUUAAGGUAAUGCGAAUGCAAGCGGCAGCCACAAAAGCUAUGGCGGAGGCCACAAAUAGACAGGCUCAGGCUUUAGCUACCAUUGCAGAUUCGACACAAGCAAUUGCUAAAUCUAUGGAAGAGGCUUUGAAAUAUUUGAAAAAGGAUUGAAUUGUUCAACAAUUUUAAACUGUAAAAUUAUCUUCAUAUUUUACAAAAUUGACGGGAGAAACUUAAUAAUUUUUUAACUAAAAGUAAUGAAAAAGUUAAUUUCCUGUAAAUAACUUUAGGGACUAUUAUUUUUUUAUAAUACCAAAUUGGUAUUUUCUAUUUUAUUCGUGGUAUAUAAUAAAUAAUUAUAUAUUUAUAAUAAUUAUAUAUGAUGUUUAAUAUAUAAAUUGUUUUAUGUACUUAGAAAUUUUAAAUAUGGCGUUUGUUUAUAUAAAAAAACUUAGCUAUAAUCGUAAAACAUGAAGAAUAUCAAAUACAUAUGCUAGAUGGACACAAUUUCUAUUUGGUUCGAAAAGCAGAAUAGAAUAUCGAUGAAUAUUUUUGCCUAUAUACAUUAAGGUGGGCAAUUUAAGAAAAUUUGCAAAAAUUUUGAUAAUUUGAGUUUAAAUACGUAUUAAGUUCGAACAACUUUGGACAUUCUUUAUAUCAUCAAGAUUGAAAAGUAUAUUUCUGAGUCUUAAAUCAAUCACUGAGACCUGUCGCCAUGGUUAAAUUAUCCCAAAAAGCACUUACCUUUAAGUUUCCAUAACUAUUUCAUUAUUAUUUAAUUAUUUUCUUAAUUUCUUUUUAUUUUGGUUUAUGUUUUUGUCUACAGAACAUUUUUUUGUGAAUUUUUGUUUGGU
Molecule: messenger RNA, 1486 nt
Organism: Lucilia sericata (common green bottle fly)
Lineage: Eukaryota; Metazoa; Arthropoda; Insecta; Diptera; Calliphoridae
Exons: 3
Coding region: 27-803 (258 amino acids)
Cellular component (GO): nucleus
Source: RefSeq, a predicted model, not a curated record